UUUUCUCUACUGCUCUGGUUCUACUUCUGUUGUCAUCAUUCUCUAUCAAUUCAAACCCAUUUUCCAAAAUUUCAAGCUUAUAGAGAUGAUGAGGAAGGUGGAGAAGCGUUCUUUAUCUGUCAAUCCUGAUUGCAACUACCUUGAACCGUUGUUCCGGUACUUCGACGAGGACGGUGAUGGCAAGAUAUCGGCGAUGGAGUUGCAAACUUGUGUGAGGACUGUGGGUGGAGAGUUGUCAAGUGAAGAGGCAAUGGCGGUGGUGGGAUCGUCGGAUUCGGAUGGCGAUGGGUUGCUUGGUAUGGAUGAUUUUGCAAUGUUAAUGGAAGGGGAUGGAGAAGAGGAGGAUUUGAGGGAGGCAUUUGGGAUGUAUGCUAUGGAUGGGUGUGAUUUUAUAACUGCAAAAAGCUUGAAGAGGAUGAUGAGUCGACUCGGUGAGUUGAGGACGAUUGGUGAGUGUAAAGGCAUGAUUAGUGUCUACGAUUUGAAUGGGGAUGGCGUGCUUAGCUUCGAGGAAUUCAGAGCUAUGAUGCUUUGAUUAUACAGAAGGCCACUCAAUCCCCACCAUUAGGUUCACAGUUUUUUUUUUUUUUGGAAGAUUGAGC
Macadamia integrifolia is the source of this 602-nucleotide messenger RNA. RefSeq names its product calcium-binding protein CML37-like. Gene Ontology annotation, molecular function: calcium ion binding; enzyme regulator activity. Lineage: Eukaryota; Viridiplantae; Streptophyta; Magnoliopsida; Proteales; Proteaceae. The record is from RefSeq and is a predicted model, not a curated record. The coding region runs from base 86 to 535 and encodes 149 amino acids. The transcript has a single exon.